AUGGCACAGGAUGCAGGAAAACAGACCGAAUCAACAGAGAAUGGGCGUAUUUCAGAGGAGUUAGGAAACUUAAGGAUUGAAGAACAAAAUGUAGAAAGUCCUGUUGAUGUGAAUCCCGAAAGUCCCGUGAAAACUGCGCAGGAAAUGAAUGCAGAAGAGUUGAAAACCGAACUUGAGAAAAAGGAGAAGAAUCUACAGCAAUUGCAAGCAUCUUACGAAUCCUUGAAGAAGCAACACUCAAACCUUGUGUCAAAAGUUUCAGGAAUCAAGAUAACUCUAGGCGAACGCUUAAAAAAAGACUCGCAGGCCCUUGCGCAAAGCCGGGCGCAGAUCCAAAAGCUAGAGGAAUCAUUGCAGGAAGCUGAGGAUGCACUGAAACUUAACAAUGAAGAAUCCGAAAGUUUGUCGCUGCAAACGAGAAGUCUCCAAGAAAAAAUGAAGCAGAUGCAGACUCAGAACGAUGUACUGGCCAAAGAGAGCCAAAACUUGAAUACACAAGUAAGACAAUGGGAAAGAAGAGCAAAAGAUGAGCAUGAAAUGCAAGAAUCUUUAGCAGCUCGUCUUGCCGAUUACGAAGAGCAGUUGAUGGGAGAAACUGAACGGCAAGAACACUACCAGAAAGAGAUUCAAGGGUACCUUACCAAGCAGCAUAAACUCGAAAUAGAACUGGAUGCUCUCAGAGAGCAACAUUUAGAGGACAAGAGUGAGUUACAAAUUACCUAUCAAACCAGUUUGGAUGAACUAUCAGAAACAUUUGCUGCUAAAGAAUCUGCUUUCAGUUCCUUAGAAGAACAACUACGUCAAGCUGACCUUCGGAUUUCCAAAGUGUCAGAUUUGGAGCAAGAGCUACGAGAAAAAUCACUUUUAAUCGGAAAACUACAACACGAGGCUGUUAUUCUUAAUGAGCAUCUUACAAAAGCUCUUUGUAUGCUAAAAGAAGGUGAUAGCUCAGAAAAAAUUGAUAAACAACUUAUCUCAAAUUUGUUUGUAUCGUUUCUUACUUUACCACGGGCAGACACAAAGCGUUUUGAAAUCUUGCAGCUCAUUUCCUCGGUCUUGGGGUGGAAUGACGAGCAGAGGGAACAGGCCGGUCUUCAGCGCCCAGGAUCUGCUUUCACAAACUGGAGUUUGUCGAAAAACAGUUCCUCCAAUUCUGUCUUUUCCGACAUUGCAUUGUCAAAACGAGGAUCUUUUCAUGAUCCAUCAAACUGA
Messenger RNA from Schizosaccharomyces osmophilus, 1212 nucleotides. It is a transcript of the gene rud3, whose product is annotated as Golgi matrix protein Rud3. Gene Ontology annotation, molecular function: small GTPase binding. Lineage: Eukaryota; Fungi; Ascomycota; Schizosaccharomycetes; Schizosaccharomycetales; Schizosaccharomycetaceae. The record is from RefSeq and is a predicted model, not a curated record. Gene Ontology annotation, biological process: endoplasmic reticulum to Golgi vesicle-mediated transport; Golgi organization. The transcript has a single exon. Gene Ontology annotation, cellular component: Golgi apparatus. The coding region runs from base 1 to 1212 and encodes 403 amino acids.